UGUGCUUCUAUUUUACUGUAUCAAAACCAGCCUUCUCUCUCUCAUUCUCCCUCUCUCACAGAACAGAGGUUCUCAGGCAUUGCUGGCCUCAGUGUUUCAGAAAAACAUCUGUAGUUCACCGUCAUUCACUGUUAGUAGAGAAAAAAAACAGAGUGAAGUUUAGCCUUUCAUUCUGUGGUUUCUUAUAUUGGGUGGUACCUAUCCAUAAAAAUAUAAUAUCAGAAUAAUAUAUCAUUUAUUAGAGGACAUGGGAAUGUACACAUUCAUAUAAAAACAGGAUUUAAGGGCACUCCCCAGCUGCAAAUCAAUGAGCUGUAGCAAGCAAUAGCCUUUUACCAAAAUGGCCACUAGAGGCCUUCAUUUACUAGGUUCUGUCAGAUUUAGCAGACAGCACCGUGUUGUGCACAGAGGGCCCAGGUCCACCCCAAAGCUCUGUGAAAUUCUGUUAACUUCGGUACCACAGCGUAAUCCUCCAUGUAAAAACAUCUUGCAUGAACUUCAGAUAAAUAAGUCAAGUUGAUUCUUCUUCAGCUCGUUCUUGAAAAAGGAGAAUCAAUAAAUAAUCCAGUUGUGUGAUUUGUCACAGGCUAGGCAUGACAUUGCGGUGCUUCCUUCCACCCUUCGGCAUGCUGCCUUCUCCAUUUGUGUUGUAUUCCUACUGAUUAUGAUGUCUUCCAAAUGCCUCGGCGUGAUAACAGUGUAGCUCCACGAGAUAACCGUGAAAAUGAGAGGAACUCCACUGCACAGCUGUGACACUCUUUUAUUUCCAACCCCUGUGGCAACUCAGGAUUGAAUGUAUUUUUAUUUUUCUUUCUCUACUGUUGUUGGAAUACAAAGUCAGUGUAAUUGUGCCUGUGAUUUUAUUUCCUGCCUUUCCCCUCUGUGAGAUUGGUAUUCUCCCCCUAGCAGGCUGCUCUAAAUAUGGCAAUGGUCAGUGUGUCAAUAAUCCCCCUCUUUAAGAGACCUGCAAACACUAGUGUUGGGACAUUCUUUCUGUUCAGAUGUCUAGCUGACGUCUGAUGCUUAAAACAGAGCAUGCUUUCAUCCCUUCAUGCAUUGUCGUAAGCCCCUGAUGAUUACUCUUAAAAGGGUGCCUCAGCUAGUCAGGGAAACAGUUGCUGACCAAACGAGAUACAGCUCACUUGAUUCAGCCUUCUUGAAUGCCUGAUCAUUUUAGUUUUCUAUUAGCCUGAUCAAACGGGACCAUGUCUACCUUUGGCUACAGAAGAGAGCUUAGUAAAUAUGAAGACAUUGAUGAAGAUGAGCUCCUUGCUUCUCUGACUGAAGAGGAGCUGAAGGAAUUGGAGAGGGAGCUGGAGGACAUAGAGCCUGACCGUAACCUUCCGGUAGGACAACGGCAAAAGAGUCUGACAGAGAAAACCCCAACGGGGACUUUCAGCAGGGAAGCGCUGAUGGCCUAUUGGGAGAGGGAGACCAGAAAACUCUUAGAGAAAGAAAGACUGGGUGCAUGUGAUAAGGAUUCAGAGCAAGAGGAAGACAAUGCAGAAGACAUUCAAGAAGAAUAUUUCACAGAGAGCAACAGUGAAGUAUCUGAGGAGGCAUAUACUGAAGAGGACGAGGAAGAGGAAGAAGAGGAGGAAGAUGAAGAUGAAAGUGAUGAAGAUGAGGAUGAAGAAAAGCAAAAUGCUGCAGCUGGUGAAAGAACUGUGAAUUGUGAAGGUGGCAGGAGUUCUGAUCACAUUAAACGCAAGAAAUGCAACAGUCAGAAGGGCGGUGAAAGCUUACUCAAUGGCCAUGAAGGAAAAGAUACAGACAGUCUGAGCUUUAAAUCCAGUGCCAUCCACCCUUGUGGAAAUCCAACAGUUAUUGAGGAUGCCUUGGAAAAAGUUAGGAACAAUGACCCUGACACCACAGAGGUCAAUCUGAAUAACAUUGAAAACAUCACUUCACAGAUGCUUAUACAGUUUUCUCAAGCUCUCAGGGACAACACAGUGGUUAAGUCAUUCAGUCUGGCUAACACCCGUGCUGAUGACAAUGUUGCAAUAGCUAUUGCUGGUAUGUUAAAGGUGAAUCAGCAUAUAACUAGUCUGAACAUUGAGUCAAAUUUUGUCACAGGCAAAGGGGUACUGGCCAUCAUGAGAGCUUUGCAGAAUAACAAAGUUCUAACAGAGUUACGCUUCCACAAUCAAAGGCAUAUUAUGGGCAGCCAGGUGGAAAUGGACAUAGUUAAACUGUUGAAAGACAACACCACUCUGGUCAAGCUGGGAUACCACUUUGAGCUUGCUGGACCAAGAAUGAGCAUGACAAGUAUCCUGACAAGAAACAUGGAUAAACAAAGGCAAAAGCGUAUACAGGAGCAACGGCAACAAGAGUCCAGUUGCGAUGGAGUGACUAAUCCUAAGACCAAAGUCUUGCAGAAAGGAACACCUCGAUCCUCACCUUAUGUAUCACCUAAGAGCUCACCUUGGUCCUCCCCAAAGCUCCCAAAGAAAGCACCACCAAUGAAAAGUCAGCCCCCAGCUCCAGCUACUCCAGCUACAGCACCUCCACCUCCUCCUCCACCUCCUCCUCCCCCACCGCCUCCUCCCCCUCCUCCUCCAGUUUUUACAGAGAAGAAGGUACCAACUAGGAAUAUAGCUGAGGUCAUCAAACAGCAAGAAAGCUCAAAAAAAGCCUUACAAAAUGGACAGAAAAAGAAAAAAGGCAAAAAAAGCAAAAAACAUGAGAACAGCAUAUUGAAAGAAAUUAAAGAUUCUCUAAAAUCAGUCUCCGAUAGAAAAUCAGAGGAAGGUUCACGACCCUCCACUCGACCUUCCACCCCACAAAGGUCUCUCCAUGACAAUCUUAUGGAAGCAAUUCGAGCGAGCAGCAUAAAACAGCUAAGGCGGGUGGAGAUUCCAGAAGCCCUUCGGUGAGAGGGUGAACAUCAGAAGAACCAGAGCUCUACAGCGGUCAAGGGGAGGUUACUGAUCUGUUCACUGGUGGUAAAAUAGACUUUAUAGAAAGCUGCUUCCAAAGUACAUUCUUAGACAUGAAACAUUUUUCUUUUCUUUUAAAAGAAAUAAACCCACUAAACACUAAACAAUGCUUUAAGGAUACAUCCACCUUGUAAUCUGUAAAUAUGGAAAUAAUUUUUUUUAUUUAAUGAGAUUUCUAUUGAGAAAUUGCUGUUUAUUUAGAUAUUCUUUUCAAUAUGUGAUUGCACAUCAAGUUCUUCUCACCGAGAUGUAAUAGUUUACUGACCUGCCGUUUCUUUUUCUUUUUUUCUUUUCUUUUCUUUUUUUUUUUCCCAUGAAUUUACAAUAAAUGUGGUUUGACGCUUUUAAGCAAAAA
Struthio camelus australis is the source of this 3294-nucleotide messenger RNA. It is a transcript of the gene LMOD2, whose product is annotated as leiomodin 2. The record is from RefSeq and is a predicted model, not a curated record. Gene Ontology annotation, molecular function: tropomyosin binding; actin binding. Gene Ontology annotation, cellular component: striated muscle thin filament; myofibril; cytoskeleton. Lineage: Eukaryota; Metazoa; Chordata; Aves; Struthioniformes; Struthionidae. Gene Ontology annotation, biological process: myofibril assembly; pointed-end actin filament capping; muscle contraction.